UAUACAUUUCAGGAAAGAACAAAAAGAUGAACUGGAAGAAUCAUUCCGGUCCAAGGUGUCGUCUGACCAGGAAAAUCAAAUUGAACUGGACGGCCUCAGCGAGAAGACUCAAGUUCAAAUUCUUAGGAAAAAGUUAAUGAGAUCCAAUAUCGACCGGGACAAACACGAAUGUUCGGCUCGAAAUUUAAAGAAAGCUCUUGAUCUGCUGGCCGCUGAGAGAGAGACAUUUCAAGUAGAGAACGAAGAGCUGAAGGAAGAGCUGACUGUGUCUAGAGAAUCUAAAGUUUGUACUGGAGAAAACUGCACUUCCCGCGAGCAUCUGCUGUCGGAAAAACAAAACUACGACAUUUUAUCGAACUCACACAAGGAAUUGGAGAUGCAAAUAUGUCACUUGUCCACAGCCCUCGACCGAAAGAACAACAAAAUGACUGAACAAACCGAACAGAGAAUACAAUUAGAAGAUCGGCUGGACGAUGCCAACAAAAGAUGCUCCAUGUACGAAACUAAAAUCUCCAGACUUGAAGAAGAACUCUCAAAACUCAGUUCGAGUACUACCGAUCUAGAGACACUAAAAAAAGACUUCGAAGAGCUGAGGCACAAUAAAAGCAAAAUUCGAACGGAAAUGGAAUUUCUGAUCGACGAACGGGACAGCCGAGAAGUUACCCUUGACGAAAUCUACAAGCAACUGACUGAAACAAGAAAAGAGUUUGCUGCGUUGAGAGAAGCAGAUGAGGAGCUCCAAGAGAAGUACUCCUCCCUGCUGGAGAAGAGUGAGACUAUAGCCAAACAGUACAACACCUGUAACGAACUGAUUCAGGAUACCUCCGAGAUGUGCGAUUUUCUCCGCAAGAAAUUGGUGCCUUUACUGCCGUCGUUAUGUAACAAACACAAUGUGGACUACACGGAGUAUCAAAUACAGCCUUCUUGUCCUCCCCUUAUUGGAAAUGUGCUUUACAUAAUUACUGCAGUGGAGAUUCUCGAGGAUCUGGCUGGUUCAGUUUCCAUCAACAGGGAAACGAGGAAACAAAUAUCCUCUCUUAGGGAUGACAAGGCUAUGUUGGAGCGAACUAUCACUGAGUUAAAAGCAUCCUUGGUAGAUCAAAAUGAGAGAGCAAAAAGCAGAGACAGACAAGCCAAGUUGCUGACAAACACGAUAGUUGAGUACACGCAGCAGUUAGAGUCAAAUGAGUACUGUCUGGGGGAGCUGACCGAGCAACUGAGAGAGGGAAAGAAAAAUUACGAAAAACUGGAGAUCGACAGCGAGCGAAACCUCCUCCAGUUGAAUCGACAAAAAGAGGACCUAGCAGAGUGCCGAGAGCAACUCCAACUUUAUGAUGAAGUUCUGCACACAGUAAAGACGAAGAUGAUGUCGCUGGGUAGCUCCCUUCCUUCUACUCUCAAGAUAGUUCUUAAGCAGCUUGUCUGAUUAUGCUUCAGCUUUCUUAACGGAAACAUGAUGAUAUUCUUGACAUCAACGACAUUUUUGUUUGACAUUUAAUCUGACGUCUGAAGAAAAUCAGUAUCUAUCAGUGCAGUGGCGAACCUGCGUCCGUGGCUGACUAAAGAUCUACGUUUUUGCCAUGUGUAAUCAUAAUGUGUUUAUGAUUACACAUUAUUAAUCUAUCUGAAUUUAUUCCGUUAAUAAGUUAUUUUUACCGAAAUACCAAAAACUCAGAGACACAAAUAAUCAGAAUUUCGAUGUGAUCAGUAUUCAGUUAUUGUUAUUUUUCUGAAGUUUAAUUUUCCGAAAACAGAUUUGUUUACGUUUAUCAUUCUAUUCCUAUUUGAUAGCAUAAUUAGCUUAGCUUUAGCAACUAGUUAGUAGACACAGAUAUAACGAAUUUUGUGAAUUUUCAUAAACAUUCUUCUUGUCCGAAGUUUUCAAGUAGGGGAUCAUAGUUUUUAUAUUUGAUGUAAAUACGUUCUAACUUAUAUCGAAUGGGUCAAACCUGAGCUUCGAGACUAUUUAUGCGGUAUUAUUUUGGUAUUUCAGGCUUGUUGUAAAGUAAUUACUAGGUGAAGGUCAGGGUUAUAACCUGGAUAUCGCUAAAUAGUCCAGAGCCUUUAUACUGUAAAGGGUGAAACCUUGAUAAGGGCCGCUAGAUAAGCUAGCAAUGACAGACGAGUAAAUUAAAUUGUUGAUGUCAAUACUUAAAAUAAGUAAUUAGUUUCCUGAAUUCAAGGGAUAUAAUAUUGCCAGAGCUGAUUGAUUGCUUAAGUGCAUGAUGAUUAUUAAUUGUAUUUCGUUACUUCCUUAAUAAAAUUAUCAAUUUCCUCACAAAUGUAACAUUA
Molecule: messenger RNA, 2292 nt
Organism: Bolinopsis microptera
Lineage: Eukaryota; Metazoa; Ctenophora; Tentaculata; Lobata; Bolinopsidae
Exons: 4
Coding region: 137-1426 (429 amino acids)
Source: RefSeq, a predicted model, not a curated record